AUGACGAAUUUCGACCUAAGUUCACUGCCGUACUACGACCCGCGAAAACACCGCAAAGUGGCCUUAGUGACAGGUGGCAAUAGCGGUAUUGGCUGGUACACGGUUCUGCACCUAUAUAUGCACGGAUUUGCGGUCUACGUAGCUGGGAGAAAUGCUAAUAGGGUUUCCCGGGCACUGAAGGAUAUCAAAAAGGAAGCCAAAAACAGACUCAAGGCUUUGGAACCGAAGAACAGAAAUCCCGUGGGCGAGCUGCUGUAUUUGUCUCUGGAUCUGGCGCAAUUGAAGAGCGUUGAGAAAGCUGCCAAAAAAUUUCGGAGUUUGGAAUCCUCCUUGGAUGUUCUUAUAAACAAUGCAGGGGUUAUGGCGCUUCCGUACAGCGUCACCGAAGAUGGGUUUGAAAUUCAGCUGCAAACGAACUAUGUGGCUCAUUUUUUGCUCACAAUGCAGCUUUUACCCAACAUCAAACGGUGUCGGGGCAGAAUUAUUUCGGUCUCGUCGAUAGGCCACAACUUGGAGCUUUCCUACUUCAGUUUAUCGCAGAGUUUCAAUUACAAACCGAACAUACUAUUUACGUGGAUGCGGUAUGCAAUGGCUAAAACGGCGUGUAUUCAGUUUGCGAAAAUGUUGGCAAUCAAGCACUCGGAUGUCCUGUGUAUGUCUGUGCACCCAGGUCUAGUUAUGAAAACCAAUCUUUUCAGCUAUUGGACUCGGUUGCCCAUUGUUGGCAUUUUCUUUUGGUUUUAUUUCCAGCUAGUGGGAUAUUUUUUUGGCGUCUCCAAUGAACAGGGCUCUGUCGCUACAUUGCGAGCAGCUCUUUCGACAGAACUGGAACGGGAGUGGGACAACGGGAAGUAUCUGACCACUGGGGGACGAGAAGCAAAACCAAGCUACGUGGCCAAUAACCUUGAUAAUGCCGCUUCAACUUGGUUGUGGACAAUCCACGAACUACGAGACCGUGGGUACGAUUUUUGA
Molecule: messenger RNA, 972 nt
Organism: Lachancea lanzarotensis
Lineage: Eukaryota; Fungi; Ascomycota; Saccharomycetes; Saccharomycetales; Saccharomycetaceae
Gene: ENV9
Product: LALA0S01e03994g1_1
Exons: 1
Coding region: 1-972 (323 amino acids)
Source: RefSeq, a predicted model, not a curated record